Messenger RNA from Phaedon cochleariae (mustard beetle), 663 nucleotides. Lineage: Eukaryota; Metazoa; Arthropoda; Insecta; Coleoptera; Chrysomelidae. The record is from the annotation of a GenBank genome assembly.
AUGGAGUUCGGCCCCAUCCCAGCCACGAAGUUCGACGCCGUGAUCGACCAUCUGCGACGCAGCUUCCCUGACGAGCCGUUGAACGCCUCCGUAGGCCUCAGCGUACGCGGCCAGCCUUGCGAGAUGCUCGAGAAGUACGACUUGCUCACCAUGCAGGAAGGCAUGUCGGUGAUGGCGCUCGAUCCGGAUACUGGAGAGAUAGCAGGAGUUGCGUUGAACGGAACUUCUAGAAUAGGUGAUGCAGAGAGGACCCUUGAAGAAAUGAAGAGCGUUGACAGCAUUCCUUACCAACGAAUUUUUGGCCUAUUGAACACCACCAACAAGGAAUUGGAUUUAUUCAGUAAAUAUGGAGUCGAUAAGAUUUUUGAUCUACGGAUACUCUCGGUAGACAACAAAUACAGAGGAAGAGGACUUGCCAAAGAACUGUUCGCAAGAAGCGAACUUAUAGCAGAAGAAAAUGAUUUUAAGCUCCUGAAAGUCGAUGCAACAAGCCUUUUCACCCAGAGGAUAUGCGAGAGCUUUGGUCUAACAGUGGAGAAAACAGUGAGGUACCAUGACUUCCAUGAUGAAAAUGGACGCAAAAUCUAUGAUACUGAAUCUCCACACGAUUUCUAUAAAGUCAUGGUGAAACGGUUACCAUCGACAGUGAAUAGAAUUAAUUGA